CCCCCAACCUUCACUUUCCUUUCAAAUCUCCAAUAAGUAUACUCUCUGAUCGAAAGCUUAAUUAAAGCAUCAUCACAGCGUAGAGUUGAAGAUGAAGGGAGGUUUGCUUGUGGACGAUGAAUUUAUUCACGAAGAAGAAAGGAGCCUGACUGUUCGGAAAACUUCUCUGUUUUUCGCCGGCGAUGGUUUCACGGUUUACGACUGCAAGGGACGUUUGGUCUUUCGGGUGGACUCUUACGGCGGUCCCAACACCCGCGACACCGACGAGGUUGUCCUCAUGGACGCUCACGGCCGUUGUCUCCUCACCCUCCGACGAAAGAGGCCGAGUUUGCGACGGAGAUGGGAGGGGUAUCUCGGGGAGAGAUCGGACGGCCAGAAACCGAUAUUCGGGGUCAGGAGAUCGUCGAUAAUCGGGAGGAACAGUGUGACGGUGGAGGUGUACGGGGACUACCAGUGCAGCGAGUACCUGAUAGAAGGUAGUUUCGGGGCAAGGAGCUGCACGGUGGUGGAGGCGGAGACGAGGCGGAAGGUGGCGGAGGUAAGGCGCAAAGUGGACGCGUCAACGAACGUGAUGCUUGGGAAAGACGUUUUCUCGUUGAACGUGAAGCCCGGUUUUGAUGGAGCCUUUGCCAUGGGAUUGGUUCUUGUGCUUGAUCAAAUCUACGGCGACGAUCUCCUUGAGGUUGGUGAGGAACAGGUGCACCCUUCCGCAGAAGAUCUCUGAUUUGAUUUUUCUCCUUCUUUUUUGUUUUCUUCUUUUUUGGUUGGACGCAAAACCGAGUGGAAAAUAAUAAUUAUUGUGAGUUUCU
Molecule: messenger RNA, 809 nt
Organism: Arabidopsis arenosa
Lineage: Eukaryota; Viridiplantae; Streptophyta; Magnoliopsida; Brassicales; Brassicaceae
Source: the annotation of a GenBank genome assembly